This is a messenger RNA of Medioppia subpectinata, 1738 nucleotides long. The record is from the annotation of a GenBank genome assembly. NCBI's taxonomy places the organism in Eukaryota, Metazoa, Arthropoda, Arachnida, Sarcoptiformes, Oppiidae.
GUGUAUUGAGUGAACCAUUGGUCUGCAACUCGUUAUCCGGUUUCCGCUUUUCAAACACUGUUUUCUCGCUUUCGUUAAAGCAUUCAAUCGUUUCCUCACAACUCGUCUCCCAUUCAUUCACAAACAGGUAUUGCAUUCACUUCUUCGGCAUCUCUUGAGUUUAUUUAGUCAAACGUUUAGUCCUUUGUCUCGAAACCGAUACUUAAUUGUCAAGAAAUGGCAGACAAUUCAAAGGGACAAAUCGUUGAAAACACGACUGCCAUCGAUGUCGAGGCCGGAGAUCUCGACGAAAAGAAAUGUAAUGGGCGCUCUGACCGCACAAGUGAUGAACAAUCCGGAAGUGUUGGCUGCGAUGCAGUCGAAGUUGGCCGGAAUGGUUGGCCUGCCGUCGGGUUAUUACGACACUUUGCCAGUGAUUGUGAAGCGAAGAGUAAAGGCGCUGAAGAACUUAGAGUUGAAUAAAAUCAAAAUUCAGACCCAAUUCUACAAAGAGUUACACGACUUGGAGACCAAAUACGAAGUGAAAUACAAACCAAUCUUCGAUAAGAGGAAUGAUAUCGUGAACGGAGUCUACGAACCGAACGAAGAGGAAUGCAAUUAUCCCUCGGAUUCGGAGGACGAAGAAGAAGAAGAGGGAGAGAAGAAGGCGGAGAAACCCGUGGAGAAAGAGGAGGAUAAGGAUAUCAAAGGGAUCCCUGAGUUCUGGUUAACAAUAUUGAAAAAUGUGGACAUUUUUGCUGAGAAUAUUCAGGAACACGACGAACCCAUUCUUCAGCACUUGAUUGACAUUCGCGUUACGCUUAUUAGGGAACCGGAGUCGAAGUUGGCCGGAAUGGUUGGCCUGCCGUCGGGUUAUUACGACACUUUGCCAGUGAUUGUGAAGCGAAGAGUAAAGGCGCUGAAGAACUUAGAGUUGAAUAAAAUCAAAAUUCAGACCCAAUUCUACAAAGAGUUACACGACUUGGAGACCAAAUACGAACGAAGAGUAAAGGCGCUGAAGAACUUAGAGUUGAAUAAAAUCAAAAUUCAGACCCAAUUCUACAAAGAGUUACACGACUUGGAGACCAAAUACGAAGUGAAAUACAAACCAAUCUUCGAUAAGAGGAAUGAUAUCGUGAACGGAGUCUACGAACCGAACGAAGAGGAAUGCAAUUAUCCCUCGGAUUCGGAGGACGAAGAAGAAGAAGAGGGAGAGAAGAAGGCGGAGAAACCCGUGGAGAAAGAGGAGGAUAAGGAUAUCAAAGGGAUCCCUGAGUUCUGGUUAACAAUAUUGAAAAAUGUGGACAUUUUUGCUGAGAAUAUUCAGGAACACGACGAACCCAUUCUUCAGCACUUGAUUGACAUUCGCGUUACGCUUAUUAGGGAACCGGAGGGCUUUAAACUCGAGUUUGUCUUCAGUCCCAAUGAAUUCUUCAGUAAUGAAAUUCUAACCAAAGAAUAUGACCUGAGAUGUGGUCCCGACGAUGAGGACCCCUUCUCUUAUGACGGCAUCUCUAUUGUCAAGUGUAAAGGUUGUAAAAUAGAGUGGAAGAAAGGCAAGAAUGUGACCGAAAAGACUGUAACUAAGAAACAAAGACAUAAAUCGAAAGGACAGGUGAGGACUGUCACCAAAACUGUGAAGAAUGACUCGUUUUUCAAUUUCUUCGAUCCGCCCGAAGUGCCGGAAAAGUUGGACGAUUUGGAUGACGACACCCAUGACUUACUUCAGGCCGAUUGGGAAAUGGGAGAACUAAUAAAA